Messenger RNA from Orbicella faveolata, 2003 nucleotides. RefSeq names its product transmembrane protein 79-like. The record is from RefSeq and is a predicted model, not a curated record. Lineage: Eukaryota; Metazoa; Cnidaria; Anthozoa; Scleractinia; Merulinidae.
UCCCUCUGUGGGAAAGUAGUAUGAACACUUUGUUCAUUAGGUCACGCACGGCUGCAAAUAUCAUUUGAUGUUAUUGGUUCACUGUAAAAGAUGGCGACCGAAACAGACCAACAGAAAAAGGAUAGAAAGGAUCAGAAAAUAGUGCUAACCAACAUCUUUUGUGGCUGUGUUAUGCUGUUUUGUUUCGCUGUGAUCGCUGCUUAUUACCCGUUCCCAAAACCGCGCCUUCCGACUUUGCUCGACAGACUUGUGUUCACGCUUCGAUGGUUGAUAGCUUCGCUGUCCACGGUCUUCGCUGGGAUCAUCUGGGUCGCAAACACGCGAUUCAGAACCUCUGCGAUCAAUCCGUUGAACCAAAGCGGCACUAAGUACGUGGGAAUACGUUCGAAGUAUCUACAGAACACCGUUGAACAAUUCCUGCUUCACUCGUUCAGUCUCGUCACCUUGUCCACUUAUCUUUCUGAGGAGAACAUGCACUUGGUUCCUCUGCUGGUAGUGCUGUCCAGUAUCGCUCGACUUCUCUUCGCAGUGGGCUACUCCAUUGAUCCUCACAAGAGGGUUGGGUUUGUCAUGACAUUUUACCCAACAAUCAUGGUCAAGUGGUCAACCACUGAAAAUGACCAUGUUCGCAGAGCCAGUGACCGCUCUAUUUUUCACUCGUCCGCUGGGGGUAGAGUCGCACAACGGAGAGUCAGUUCCAAAUCUGCCCAGCAUAAAAAGGUGCAGGGCCAACGCUCCUUACAGGUAAAGUAAGGCCUGCCAGGAUUCUUCUCUGAAUGUGACCGGCCCUCAAGGCGCUAGGUUUCUUGUGUUGACAGAGCGGAGCAUCUUUCCCCGUAAACGCGCCGGACACCUCCAACUGCACUGCUCUCUCGUACGAUGACAAAUCCGCCAGCGAACAGAAAUAACCGCACGAACGAUUGGAACACCUCACGUAUUCUGCUCCAUUGCUGGAAGCCACAAACUGUUCCGGCUGUUUUUUCUGGCAUAAACCGCAUGAAGUCAUCUUUCGGAACGGCUAGUCAUCAAUCUAAAAGAAGAAAUUCACAGGGGCUGUUUUUAAUACAGACUUCUGUGCGUGAAGUCAGUCCCCAUACCCCCGAGCGAGUAGGGGGCAUUAAAGCCCCAUACUCCCGAGGGAGCAGGGGGUAUUUAAGGGCCCAUACCCCAAGCGAGCAGGGGUAUUUAAGCCCCUAGGCCUAAGCCUUAGCCUACGCCUAACCCUAAGACCGAUGAGGACUAAACCCUAACCUCUAGACCGAUCUAACCGCAACCUCGUGACGUCAUCGAAUCCAAUUUUUCCUGGUUUUUAGUACCACCCGAAAAACUUGGCCUUUUUUCAUCACCUUGGGUGGAGGCCGUGACGUCACGAUUUCUCGAACUUUUAUUGGCGGCCAUCUUGAAUAUAUUCAUUUGCCGCCCACUUAACCCAACCUAUGCCACCCACCCACCAGUUUGACCGCCUGACCCACCUGGUGACGUCACGGUGACAUCACGUUUUCUCGAAUUUUUAUUGGCGGCCAAAGUUGGCGUCAGCGGUGGUAAUUUGGCGGCUAUACUACUACUCAUGUAACUCGAGUCGCCGGUUACAAAACAUCAGUUUAUCUCAAAAUUCGUAAAAACGAAAGUAAUUCUCCAUAACUGUUUUCUGAUAUUUUCCCCCCAAAUAUGGCCAAAUGUUAAGCUGCAUUUUGUUUCUUUUUCCGACAUGUUUGAUUACUGAUCAUGAAAUACUGAAACAGCUAUAUUACUGCUGUCACGCUCGCACCAAGAGGAAUGAAGCUUGACCUACCCUUCAUCUUCUCUUGCACUAAAUAGACAAGUGGCCGCUUAAAAAAGGGUGUGUUUGCCAGAAAAUUGACUUUGGGUUUGGAAAAAGAGGUCAUUUAGGAGCCGCUGCGUCCGACUAUCGAGUGACUUUCGCGCCGGCUAAACCCUAACUGGUAUAUCAUGACUUCUCUUUAGUGUGGUUGCCACAGAUGUAACUUAUGCUUGCAUUGGUC